GAGAGCAGGUUCUCAGGAGCUGGUGCUGAUUCUUCUUAACUGUCACUCGCAGCCUAACCUUCCGCUUUUCAUUAUAAAAUAUAGGUAGCUGUAUUAUUAAUAUCAAGACUAGUGUAGCUCUGCGAGAAUUAACUUUCUUUUUCAGUGUCAGCCGCACUGAGACAAGUCCGGGCACGUUCCGAGGCGACACAGACCUCAUAUAGUCAUAGUGACAGUCUGCUCCGAGCUCCUCCUCCUCUACUUACUGAGCCCGACAUUCUCUCCCCCGGCACCCAUACUAGGCUGAAUGAGAAGAUGGAUCAAGGUGGAAUCAUCGCACCCGAAACCCGGCCGAGCCCCUGGGGUGUUGCUGCAAAGCCUGCAGUUCAGUGCUCCCUGGCGGAGGUCAUGAGUGAGGAGCUGGCAAGGGAACUCCAACUGGAAGAAGAGAGCCAUGUUUUCCCAGAGGAGGUUCUUAGCGAAGAUGGUCCUUUCCUGAGUUCUGAUAACAUUGACACAUCAAGCGAUGAAGUCUUGGCUCAGAUGCUGCAGAUGCAGUUUGACAAGGAAUAUGAUGCCCAGCUUCUGAGAGAAGAGAAAAAGUUUAAUGGUGACAGCAAGGUAUCCAUAUCGUUUGAGAACUAUCGGAAAGUUCAUCCCAGUGAAGAAAAUGACAGCUCAGAGGAUGAAGUGGACUGGCAAGACACUCGCCAUGAUCCAUACAAAGCAGAUAAACCAACGCCUACCCCUAAAAAAGGCUUUGUUGGCAAGGGGAAAGACAUUACAACUAAACAUGAUGAGGUAGUGUGCGGCAGGAAGAACACGGCACGAAUGGAAAAUUUUGCCCCAGAAUUCCAGGUUGGAGAUGGAAUUGUCAUGGACCUGAAGUUGUCCAACCAAGUUUUCAAUGCUUUGAAGCAGCAUUCUAUUUCUGAGCAGCGUAAAAGUGCCAGAUUGCAUGAUAAAAAGGAAGUUUCUACUGCUGAAAAAGUAGUGGAUCCCAAAACUAGACUGCUGUUAUAUAAAAUGGUGAACUCUGGUGUGCUGGAAACUAUUAAUGGCUGUGUGAGCACUGGAAAGGAGUCUGUUGUGUUUCAUGCUAGUGGAGGAAGUAUGGAGGAUCAAGAAAUACCUGCUGAAUGUGCUAUAAAAGUCUUCAAAACAACGCUAAAUGAGUUUAAGAACAGAGAUAAAUACAUCAAGGACGAUUACAGAUUCAAAGAACGUUUCAGUAAACUUAAUCCACGCAAGAUAAUUCGGAUGUGGGCAGAAAAGGAAAUGCACAAUUUGAAAAGAAUGCACAAAGCUGGCAUUCCAUGCCCAGAAGUCGUCUUGUUGAAGAAACACGUUCUGGUGAUGUCAUUUAUCGGAAAUGAUCAAAUCCCUGCCCCUACACUGAAGGAAGCCAAACUUGGUUUGGAAGAUUCAAAGCAGGCAUAUUAUCAAGUGCUUUCUAUGAUGAAGCAGCUCUAUGAGCAGUGUAACCUCGUUCAUGCUGAUCUCAGUGAAUAUAACAUGAUGUGGCACGAUGGAAAGGUGUGGCUUAUAGAUGUAAGUCAGUCUGUUGAACCUACUCACCCCCAUGGCCUGGAAUUUCUGUACAGGGACUGCAGGAAUGUGUCCCAGUUCUUCCAGAAAGCUGGUGUGUCAGAGACUCCUCAUGCACGGGAACUUUUCAACAUAGUGUCUGGCUUGAAUAUUUCCUCUGAUAAUCAAGUGGACUUUAUGGCUGAGAUUGAAGCAUUGGAGAAGGUGAAUGAGGAUCACGUGCAGAUGCAUGGAAAGAAAGUUUCCAUAUAUCAGAAAGAUGAUGAUGGUCCUCCCCGAAUUUAUGACAAAUAACCCUGACGGUAUAAAUGAGCUAACAGUUAAUAAAAAAAGAGGAUAAAGGCUUGCUGCAUUCUUACACACUGAUGCGGCGGUUAUUCCCCUCCAGCACAGCGUAGAUUGGAAGCUGUGAAUCAGAACACACAAAGCGCCCUGCAGGUCACUCUGCAUUCCCUCUGAGGCGCCUGACACAGCUGGGAUUGUACUGAGCAUACACUGCAAUGAAAUGCCAUCAAUUUUAAUGUACUUCUAUAAGGAACAAAAAAAAAAAGAGAUGUUUUGAUAGAGAUUACUAAUUAUAGUAAUGUCUUGUUUUGCUUCUGCUUCUUUGAGCACUAAGAGGAUUAUUUCAUUAGGUAUCAGACAUUUUGUUUAAUUGCCCUGUUUGAUCCAAAGGGCUUUAAGAAAAUAGUGUGCACGUGUGGUUAAAAAGAAAUCUAACCCUGUUUCAUAGUCUGCCUAAAACAGCCAACUCCAUCAAUGCUGAUUUAGAACUAAAGAAGAUAAAAUUCUGUGCUGAAAGUCUGAUAUAAUUAAAGUUUUCCUGGCAGCAGAAACAUUAUCAUAACCAAAGUUGGUGUCUUUUUUUUUCCUUAAUUGUUCUUAACUAAAGCAGUUUUGAGUGUAUCAAACUUAUUAAUACAUUGCCCUGUUAGUCAAGGCUCAGCAUAUAUAAUGAAUUGUUCAGUUUCUUUCUAGUCUAUAAUCCAGCAGUGCUAAAUCUGAACAUAACUGGUUUACUAAUUAAAGCUAGACAUUUUUGGCUGUAAAUAAAUGAGGGAGGAGGAUCUCUGGUGCUUAAUGCAAUGCAAAUAUACAUUAUACUCUCUGAUGUCCUCAUGUAGAAAUUGUAACUGGUUAUAUUAUGUCAGAUUUACAUGCUUAAUUGUUUGAAGUGAUAAUAGUAUAAUAUGCAAGUACUUGUUCUGUGGUUAUGACACCAAUUUCUUAGAGGUAAAUAAUAAAGGCUUACUGAAUUGA
Molecule: messenger RNA, 2787 nt
Organism: Xenopus tropicalis (tropical clawed frog)
Lineage: Eukaryota; Metazoa; Chordata; Amphibia; Anura; Pipidae
Gene: riok3
Product: RIO kinase 3
Biological process (GO): maturation of SSU-rRNA
Cellular component (GO): preribosome, small subunit precursor; cytosol
Molecular function (GO): catalytic activity; ATP binding; protein serine/threonine kinase activity
Source: RefSeq, marked provisional